Molecule: messenger RNA, 1316 nt
Organism: Topomyia yanbarensis
Lineage: Eukaryota; Metazoa; Arthropoda; Insecta; Diptera; Culicidae
Product: alpha-N-acetylgalactosaminidase
Exons: 7
Coding region: 1-1293 (430 amino acids)
Biological process (GO): glycoside catabolic process; oligosaccharide metabolic process; glycosylceramide catabolic process
Cellular component (GO): cytoplasm
Molecular function (GO): alpha-galactosidase activity
Source: RefSeq, a predicted model, not a curated record
AUGAAGUGUGAUUUUAUUAUAACGACCGUGGGUUUGUUGGUCCUAGCGACAGUAGCCUUAGGACUGGAGAAUGGUUUAGCGCGAAAGCCACCAAUGGGCUGGAUGAGCUGGGAACGAUUCCGGUGUAUUACGGAUUGUAAAAAAUAUCCAGAUGAGUGUAUCAGUGAACAGCUCUUUAUGCGGAUGGCCGAUUUAAUGGUGUCGGAGGGUUAUCUAGAGGCUGGAUAUGAUUAUGUGAACAUCGACGACUGCUGGCUCUCAAUGGACAGAGAUGCUAGCGGGAGACAGAUUGCUGAUCCAACACGUUUUCCCAGUGGAAUCAAGCAUCUGGCGGAUUAUAUUCAUUCAAAGGGUCUGAAGUUUGGUAUGUAUCAGGACAUCGGAACUAAGACAUGUGCUGGGUAUCCAGGCAUGAAAGGCUUUUUUGAAAUUGAUGCUCAAACAUUUGCUGAGUGGGAUGUAGACUUCAUAAAGAUCGAUGGAUGCUACGCAGAUGAGCUCGAAAUGGUCAACGACUACAUACUGUUUGGAGAGCUCAUGAAUAAAACCGGCAGACCAAUAUUAUACUCGUGUAGUUGGCCAGUUUAUCAAGAAUACAACGGAAUUAUUCCGAAUUACGAGAUCUUGAAAAACACUUGUAAUAUGUGGCGUAACUGGGGUGAUAUUGAAGACUCUCACAGUUCAGUGGAAACCAUCACACGCUACUUCUCGGACAAUCAAGAGCGUAUUCAGCCCCACUCAGGACCAGGUCAUUGGAAUGAUCCAGACACACUCGUUUUAGGAAAUUAUGGCCUUAGCUACGAACAGAGUAAAUCACAGUUGGCUGUGUGGACAGUGCUGGCAGCGCCUCUGCUCUUAUCCAAUGAUCUUGCCACAGUGACACCGGAAGUAAGAAGUCUUCUCUUAAACAGACAGAUAAUAGCAGUGAAUCAAGAUAUUCUUGGCAUACAAGGAUUGCUAGUCAAAACAAUAAAUAGAAUUGAGAUUUGGAAACGACCGAUACUGCCCAGAGUGAAAGAUGAAUUGACGCAAGCUAUUGCUUUUGUUAGCCGUCGAGCGGAUGGAGCUCCCUAUGCCGUUAGUGUGAAAUUGGUAGAUGAUCUCGGACUCAGUAACAGUACUUACAUAAAAGGAUAUGACGUCAUUGACCUCUUCAAUGCGGACCGCAAACCAUUUUUUGUUCGCGCGGAUAGCCACUUUGAAACACGCAUCAAUCCGACAGGAGCCAACUUCUACAAAUUUGUUCCAAAAUUGAACAUUAUUCUGCGUGGUAUUACUGAUAUAGAUAAUUAAACCGAAGGUCAAAUAAUGUCCAA